Messenger RNA from Cynocephalus volans (Philippine flying lemur), 1279 nucleotides. It is a transcript of the gene AP3S1, whose product is annotated as adaptor related protein complex 3 subunit sigma 1. Gene Ontology annotation, biological process: Golgi to vacuole transport; intracellular protein transport. NCBI's taxonomy places the organism in Eukaryota, Metazoa, Chordata, Mammalia, Dermoptera, Cynocephalidae. The transcript is spliced from 7 exons. Gene Ontology annotation, cellular component: AP-3 adaptor complex; intracellular membrane-bounded organelle; membrane coat. The coding region runs from base 102 to 731 and encodes 209 amino acids. The record is from RefSeq and is a predicted model, not a curated record.
GGGGCGGGUGGGGAAGGCUUGCAGACAAGAUCUCAAGGUGAGGCUCACGCGCCCGCCCCCGCCCUGGCCCCCGUCACCCACCCGGUCGGCUCGGCUCAACCAUGAUCAAGGCGAUUCUCAUCUUCAACAACCACGGGAAGCCGCGGCUCUCCAAGUUCUACCAGCCCUACAGUGAAGAUACACAACAGCAAAUCAUCAGGGAGACUUUCCAUUUGGUAUCUAAGAGAGAUGAAAAUGUUUGUAAUUUCCUAGAAGGAGGAUUAUUAAUUGGAGGAUCCGACAACAAACUGAUUUAUAGACAUUAUGCAACAUUAUAUUUUGUCUUCUGUGUGGAUUCUUCAGAAAGUGAGCUUGGCAUUUUAGAUCUAAUUCAAGUAUUCGUGGAAACAUUAGACAAGUGUUUUGAAAAUGUCUGUGAACUGGAUUUAAUUUUCCAUGUAGACAAGGUUCACAAUAUUCUUGCAGAAAUGGUUAUGGGGGGAAUGGUAUUGGAGACCAACAUGAAUGAGAUUGUUACACAAAUUGAUGCACAGAAUAAACUGGAGAAAUCUGAGCAAAUAGUUUACACUGGCCUAUUUUGUAUCAGUCAAGAUUUUUCUCAGGCUGGCUUAGCAGGAGCUCCAGCCCGUGCUGUAUCAGCUGUAAAGAAUAUGAAUCUUCCUGAGAUCCCAAGAAAUAUUAACAUUGGUGACAUCAGUAUAAAAGUGCCAAACCUGCCCUCUUUUAAAUAAAAUAUUUAAAAGACCACUCCCAGGUAAAAUCCAGGGGGAAAAGUCAUCUAAGUUUACUAUACAGUUGUUUACCAAAAAUAGAGGAGGAGAGUCUUAACUUUUGCUCUUGGAUUUAAGUCAAGGUACUGUAUAGAAGCUGUGUAAAAUCAGUAUGAAAGUUCAACGUGGCUUUUCUUGCUCAUUGAUUUUAAAGAAAUUGAAUAGUUCCAGUGUGAUUCUUGUUUUUCUUUUCUAAACUGUUCCUGUGCCACUGAAGGCAUGCCUCUGUGUAUUGGCUAAUACAGUAUUUUGAAAAGUGUUUGAGAUAUUUCUUAAAUUAUGUACAACCCAAAAUGUUGUUGUUUUGUAUGGAUCACAAGUGUAGCAUUCCUUAAUUCUUUCUGCUGUUUGUCACAUUUGUUAUUUAAAGAACCAAGUAUGUAUUGCAUGAAAACAUUGUGACAUUUUUCUCUUAGUUUAAAUAAACUCCAAGGUAACUGGAUUUCUGAAGCACCUUUCUGUUUGCCUGAUAUCUCCUUUAGCAAUAAUUUUUCUUAUGACCUUCUGAC